Molecule: messenger RNA, 2702 nt
Organism: Trichosurus vulpecula (common brushtail)
Lineage: Eukaryota; Metazoa; Chordata; Mammalia; Diprotodontia; Phalangeridae
Gene: PEX12
Product: peroxisomal biogenesis factor 12
Exons: 3
Coding region: 443-1531 (362 amino acids)
Biological process (GO): protein import into peroxisome matrix; protein monoubiquitination
Cellular component (GO): peroxisomal membrane; peroxisomal importomer complex
Molecular function (GO): ubiquitin-protein transferase activity; zinc ion binding; protein binding
Source: RefSeq, a predicted model, not a curated record
AGCGGAAGUGAGGCGCAGAGGAAUAGAGUGGCGGCCUGCGGGCUAGAGCGUCUCCACCGCUCCCGCAGCCGGAGUGUUUACUUCCAUGGACGGCUCCUGGGUUCCCCGGCCCCUAGUGCGACUGCGCGGCCCGUAGGGCUCUCGACUCCAGGGCCCUCCUCCCUCUCGGCGCCGGGCUCCUCCAUGGGGCCCGGAUUCCCAGCCCCCGGCCCUGCCGCCUGGACCCCCUCCCCUUGGUCCAGGGAUAGCGGCCUGGCGUCCGUUGCCCUCCGCCUGAGCGGCUCCGUCUGAGUUCUUCCCCCGCCCCACCCCCGCCCCGGAGCCCUCCGCCGACCCCGCCCACAUCCCCUAGUCUCCGUACGGACAGGCGUCUAUGGCCCCCUAGUAUCUCGUCCCCUUCUAACGUCUGGGGCCCGCCAGGGCCCGGCACAGAGAGGGCACCAUGGCCGAGCACGGGGCUCACAUCACGGCCGCUCCUGGCGCAGAUGACCGGCCCUCCAUCUUCGAGGUGGUAGCGCAGGACAGUCUGAUGGCCGCCGUGAGGCCCGCCCUUCAGCAUGUGGCCAAGGUUCUUGCAGAAUCCAACCCUGCCUACUAUGGCUUCCUCUGGAGGUGGUUUGAUGAAAUCUUUACUUUUCUGGAUGUUUUGCUACAGCAGCACUACUUGUCUAAAGCCAGUGCCUCUUUCUCUGAAAACUUUUAUGGCUUAAAGAGGAUCGUGAUGGGAGACCCAAGAGGGGUCCAGAGGUUGGCCAGUGCCGGCCUCCCAAAGAAGCAACUUUGGAAAUCCCUCUUAUUCCUGGCCCUCCUUCCCUACUUGAAAGUGAAGUUGGAGAAGUUGGUGUCCAGCCUAAGAGAAGAGGACGAGUAUUCCAUCCAUACCCCCUCUUCCUGUUGGAAGCGGUUUUACCGAGCUUUCUUGGCAGCUUAUCCCUUUGUGACCAUGGCUUGGGAAGGCUGGUUCCUCAUACAGCAGUUACGUUACAUCCUGGGGAAGGCUCAGCAUCAUUCUCCCUUGCUGAGCCUCGCUGGAGUUCGGCUAGGUAGAUUAUCAGCAGAGGAUAUCCGAGCUUUGGAAAAGACCCUGGCUGGAGCUAGUGGGAUGCAGCAGCCAGCCACUAGUAUUCGAGAGAAGGUGCAAUCAGCUGUCAAGAGAGCUAUGGGAGGCCUUGCCUUGUCCGUCUCCACAGGCCUCUCUGUAGGUGUUUUCUUCCUGCAGUUCCUAGAUUGGUGGUAUUCAUCAGAGAAUCAAGAAACCAUCAAAUCCCUGACGGCCCUGCCAACCCCACCACCCCCGGUGCACCUGGACUACAACUCGGAUUCUUCUCUUUUGCCAAAGCUGAAGUCUGUGUGCCCCUUAUGUCGCAAAACCCGGGUGAAUGACACUGCGCUUGCCACCUCUGGCUAUGUGUUUUGUUACCGAUGUGUGUAUAACUAUGUGAGGAGUCACCAAACCUGCCCCAUCACAGGCUAUGCUACAGAAGUCCAGCACCUGGUUAAACUGUACUCAGUGUACUCCCCCGAAAACUGAAUGACUUUGCCAGCUGUGCCCCAUGUGACUGCUCUGCCUACCCCAUCCAUUCUGCCAGAGUGGGAUUCAAUACAUGGUAUUGCUCAGUCAGACCCAUCCAUCUUAGUCACCCAUCUCAGGACCACCUCAACCUUAAAGAGCCUAGCAAAACAUGUUUUAAAAUCAAAUACAUACUCAUUUGAAUGUAGCCUAUUAAUAUGCCUUCUAACUCCCAUCCAGAAAUUAAUGAAAACAGUCAAGUUGCUAUAUGAAGACAUAACCAAGAGUCAUUACUGGGGGGGACAGAGUUGUCGUGAGGAUCACAUGAACUAAGAUACGGAAAGCACUUUAAUCAAGCUAUAUGAGUGCUGUAUUACUAUGUGGAGGGAGGAUGAGGGAGUGAUACAGUGCCCAAUCUCCACUGUCUCCUCCUGUACCUUGCAUCCAGACUACAGUAGCCCUAUCCAGAUAGGGACAGACAUGCACUAGGUAAGCUCCUUUUUCAAGGAUGCUUGUCUGCCAAUAAUGUCUAGGUGUUCAAGGAGGGUUUUGUUUGCUUUGAAUGGAAAUAAAACUUUAGAAAACAAGUCACUUUUUCAAACUGACACCCCUAAGCACAGUACUUAUUAAUGCCCCAUCUAGUUUGGACUGUGAUUUAGAGUGAAUCUUUCACAAGAAGGUACAUAAUUUACCUGUCUUGGGAACCUGGAUAAGAGCAAAUAAUGUAUUGGGUUGAUUUUCCAUUUAGAGCAGUCUGAGAAUUUUAAGUGUGAAAGUCAAACUGACAAACCAUAAGGAGAAAAUAACAGUUAGACCUACACUAAUUCAACUCUCAUAGAGUCGCAGUGUUAGAGCUGGAAGGCUUUUUAGAGGCUCUAGUCCAAGCCCCUCGCUUUAGAGAGGGGAAGAAUAGAGCCUUCUAAGUGAGGGAUUGGCCACGGUCACCCAGCCAGUUACUGAAAGAGCCAGGACUAAAAUCCAGGCACCCUGACUUCCUCACCCAUGCUCUUUUCUCCACUGUGCCACAAAUAACAGGGAGCAGAAAAAGCUUUGUGUGAGCAUUUUCUGCUAACUCCCAGAAGCGUUUGCAAAGCUAGCAUGAACACGUCUCACCACUACUAAUAGCAAUUUUUAUGAAGCCCCCUCUGUAAUGUAGCCCAAAAAUAAAUUGUGGUUUUACACAACACAAAAA